Otolemur garnettii (small-eared galago) is the source of this 1785-nucleotide messenger RNA. It is a transcript of the gene SHC3, whose product is annotated as SHC adaptor protein 3. The record is from RefSeq and is a predicted model, not a curated record. Bases 1 to 1785 code for a protein of 594 amino acids. Gene Ontology annotation, molecular function: receptor tyrosine kinase binding. The transcript is spliced from 12 exons. Gene Ontology annotation, cellular component: plasma membrane. Lineage: Eukaryota; Metazoa; Chordata; Mammalia; Primates; Galagidae. Gene Ontology annotation, biological process: cell surface receptor protein tyrosine kinase signaling pathway; intracellular signal transduction.
AUGCUUCCACGCACCAAGUACAACCGCUUCAGGAAUGACUCGGUGACAUCGGUCGAUGACCUUCUCCACAGCCUGUCGGUAAGCGGCGGCGGCGGCAAGGUGUCCGCGGCGCGGGAGACCCCGGCGGUGGCCCCCUACCUGGUGUCCGGCGAAGCGCUGCGCAAGGCGCCCGACGAUGGGCCCGGAAGCCUGGGCCACCUGCUCCACAAGGUGUCCCACCUGAAACUCUCCAGCUCCGGCCUCCGCGGCCUGUCGUCCGCCGCCCGAGAGCGGGCUGGCGCGCGGCUCUCGGGCAGCUGCAGUGCGCCCAGCCUGGCAGCCCCGGACGGCAGCGCGCCCCCCGCUCCCCGCGCCCCGGCCAUGAGCGCAGCCAGGAAGGGCCGGCCCGGCGACGAGCCGCUGCCCAGGCCCCCACGGAGCGCGCCACACGCCAACGACCAGGUGCUGGGGCCCGGAGUCACCUACGUCGUCAAGUACUUGGGGUGCAUUGAAGUUCUACGCUCCAUGCGGUCUCUUGACUUCAGUACAAGAACACAAAUCACCAGGGAAGCCAUCAGCCGAGUCUGCGAAGCCGUACCCAAUGCCAAAGGAGCCUUCAAGAAGAGAAAGCCUCCAAGCAAAAUGCUGUCCAGCAUCUUGGGAAAGAGCAACCUCCAGUUCGCAGGGAUGAGCAUCUCCUUGACCAUCUCCACCGCCAGCCUGAACCUGCGUACGCCCGACUCCAAACAGAUCAUAGCGAAUCAUCACAUGAGGUCCAUCUCCUUCGCCUCUGGGGGAGACCCGGACACAACAGACUAUGUUGCAUAUGUAGCUAAGGACCCUGUUAAUCGCAGAGCUUGCCACAUUCUGGAAUGCUGUGAUGGGCUGGCCCAAGAUGUCAUUGGCUCCAUUGGACAAGCCUUUGAGCUCCGGUUUAAGCAGUAUUUGCAGUGUCCUACCAAAAUCCCUGCACUCCAGGAUCGAAUGCAGAGUCUGGAUGAACCAUGGACGGAAGAAGAGGGAGAAGGCUCAGACCAUCCCUACUACAAUAGCAUUCCCAGCAAGAUGCCUCCUCCAGGGGGGUUUCUUGAUGCUAGACUAAAAACCAGACCUCAUGCCCCUGACACAGCCCAGUUUGCAGGAAAAGAGCAAACUUAUUACCAAGGAAGACACUUGGGAGACACAUUUGGCGAAGAUUGGCACCAAACACCUGUCAGGCAAGGGUCCUUGGACACCUACAGCACUCCAGAAGGGAACUCGCACUUGGCCCCCCUGGGAGAAGCACCCACCUAUGUCAACACCCAGCAGAUUCCUUCGCAGGCCUGGCCAGCUGUGGCCAGUAGCACUGAGAGCAGCCCGCGGAAAGACCUCUUUGACAUGAAACCCUUUGAAGAUGCUCUCAAGAACCAGUCCUUGGGGCCUGUGUUGAGCAAGGCAGCAUCAGUGGAGUGCAUCAGCCCUGUGUCACCCAGAGCACCAGAUGCCAAGAUGCUGGAGGAACUGAAAGCUGAGCCUUGGUACCAAGGAGAGAUGAGCAGAAAGGAGGCAGAGGGGCUGCUGGAGAAAGACGGAGACUUCCUGGUCAGGAAGAGCACCACCAACCCAGGCUCCUUUGUCCUCACAGGCAUGCACAACGGCCAGGCCAAGCACCUGCUGCUUGUGGACCCUGAAGGCACGAUCCGAACAAAGGACAGGGUCUUUGACAGCAUCAGCCACCUCAUCAACCACCACCUGGAUGGCAAACUGCCCAUUGUAUCUGCUGGGAGUGAGCUGUGCCUCCAGCAGCCCGUGGAGAGGCGACAGUGA